AGGCUCAAGUAGGGGACUUCUUGAAAAAGAAGUUGAGGGACACUCAUUAGAUUGACAUCAACGUGAAUUAGGGAGAUUGUCGAGAGAAAUAACAGCUCGGGAGUACAGUGGGAGAAAAAGUUAAAAAGCGGUAGACCCCUGCCUAAAUCGGGAGUGUUGGCAGGUCUGAGUUAACAGAUAAAAAAUAUAUAUACACCUCACACUGUACAGUCACUUAAAAGCUAUCGGCACAUAAUUGUUAGUUAAUUUUUUUAUUAAGCGAUAAAUUUUGCUUUUUAACCAAAGAAAACGUUUAGUUUAAAAAAAUUAAUACCUUAAAUUAAAUUUAAAAAACUUUGUAUUAUUUUAAGGUAUUCAUUUUUGAUUGCAACAUGUUUGUUUUGUGCGCGUGUGAUUUCUCCCGCCUCCUCGGGGACCCCAUGCGUGUGAUGUUGCAGUGACGUAACGUUGUAGUGGCUCGUGUCUCCAGCAGCAGGUCUUCAUUCAGUCCUCUCCAGAGUCCCAGACCGACCGGAACUAACGGACCCUAACGGACUUCAGAGCCUGGAGUUUUUUGCAGUCCGGAGUGGACUAACAUUGCGUGGGCAUGUCUUUAACUCUUCUUCCUCGGUUCAGUUUGGAGUUUUCGGUCCUGAAAGCUGGUUUGUGAGUUUGAAUCAGCGGGGCAGUGUUUGUUUUUCCACUAACUCAGGAAUGUAACGUUGGAUCAUAUCACCCACCAAGCUGUAUUUUGAAUUACUUUCAGCUCUCUAAUGGAGAUAGAGACCCUGUUGGACAACUUUAAGUGAUUUUACGGAUUUAAUUUACGAGUUUGGAGCGGACUUCUCUCAUCUGGAGUAUUUUUCUCUCUUUUAACAGCGAAUAAUGUGAUUUUUUUUUCAACAAUUUCAUCGAUAUGGUGGUGUUCAUGUGAGACUAAAAUCAAUGAUGAUUUCGGAGGAGAGAAACAGUCCUGUGAACAAACAGGCUCUGAACUUCCCUGUGGGUUUGCUGAUCCGCUCUCCAAAGAAGAGACUCGCCAAACUGGGGAGGAAACCCAGCAAUGGAUCACUACAGUCCAGUAACUCGGACAGCAUCGUCCGCUCCUCAGACACCGCCGGGGUUCGCCAGCCAGCCAAAAGUAAAAUCCGCCGCCACAACAACAGGCUCUCCAGUGUUUUUAACCACAGUCCAAACCUGCGGGACAGCAGCCGUCGCGGCCCCGCAACGGGCGGGGGCAGCCUUGCUGGUGAUCUGCAGGCAGCAGAUGACCCAGCAGAGCUGUCCAGUCAGGUGUCCGUCCCCGGCAUCCUGAAGAUCUUCGGCAGUGACAUCUGCCAGGGGACUCACUAUAAGAGCGUGCUGGCCACCACUCAGUCCAGUUCCAAGGAGCUGGUGAAGGAGGCCUUAGAGAGGUACUGUCUGGAAAAAGAAGACCCCCGAGACUACGUGUUGUGUGAUGUGAUCGGACAGACAGGGGCAGAUAACCAGUGGAGGAGGGAGUGUUUCAGAGUAGUGGGAGACCACGAGAAGCCCCUCAAACUGCAGUCUCUGUGGAAACCAAAGGAAGGCUUCUCCAGGCGCUUUGAGAUCCAGCUGAGGGCGAGCGUGGAGGAGCAGAGCCUGAAAGAGCGAGACACAGUCACAGCAGGGAUCAACGCUCAGGCUCGUAAGCUACAGAGGGGCCGCUCCCGGGUGGCGUCUCUGUUUGUGGACAGCAGCGGGGAGGACGUGGACGGAGUCAACGUAUGGAGGAGUCUGAGCGAGAUGGACCUGUCCGCCAUGGGGAAGGAGGCGGAGCGAGCGCGCAAGAGCUCCUCCCUCAGAGAGGACCCUGAGCCAGAGGCCGAUAAGGAGGAGCUGAGGCUGGGUCAGGAGAAGGAGGAGACGGAGAGCAGCGACGAUAACACUACCCAGUACUCCAUCCACCCACCAUUCGACUUCCCAUACUUCCUGCUGCUGCAGGGCUACAGCCACAGACAGGACUUUGUGAUCUACCUGAUGAGCGGGACCAGCACCAUUUUCGGCUGCUGCAGAGAGCACAGUACAGGUGAGGAUGAGGAGCGGCUCAAGGUGGACAUCCUCCUCUUUGCUCCAGAUGUCUUACCUCAGCACUGCUGCAUUCGACGCCUGGACUCUACCGUCCCCACUAUUGCAGGGGAGCCCAGAAAGACCCUGACUCUGCUGAAGCCCCUCCACGGGGGUCCUGUCACCAGAAACGGCUUCCUGCUCAAGGAGGAGGAAGAGCUGAACCCCGGGGACCUGGUGGGUUUAGGGAAACACUACCUGUUCCUGUUCAAGGAUCCCACUUGCACCUCAGGACCCCUGCAGACCCCUUCCUGGAUGAGCAGACUCUGUCCAAACUCUGACUCUAAGACUUCUUGUUCAUCCUGUGGCUCCUCUGUGGGAAUCAGAAGGUUCCAGAAGAAGUCUUUACCUCCUCGAUGGAGGGACCUUGAGGGGACAGAGGCGGUGGUUGUGUAUGAGCUAUAUCAGGAGGAGCAGGUCCUGCAGGAGAUUAUGGACAUGUCGGACCCCAGAGGAGACGAACCAAAGCUUACACCUGCCUUCCUUUUAAGCCUGUGCAUCCAGCACUCCACCUCCACCUUCCCGCUGACUCACCUGAGACAGCUGCUUCUCCGCACUGCCAACCAGAUCCAGCUGCUGACCUGGGACAAGACAAAAGAACUUGCAGCAAUGCAGCCUGAAACGAUCUCCUCUGAGGUUCAGUCAGAUCUUCAGCAUCUCAGCAUGUCAGAGCUGAUCUCAGGUCUGCAGCCGCUCGUUCUCUGGAUGUCCAACUCCAUCGAACUACUGCACUUCAUCCAGCACAGCGUCCCCCAGUUGAUCCAAAGGGAGGGGGAGGAAGCUGUGUCAGACUCUGAGAUGUUCUCCACUCGGACGGCCUGUGAGGAAGCCAUGACGGUUCUAGAGGAAGUCAUCAUGUUCACCUUCCAGCAAUGCGUCUACUAUCUCACAAAGAGCAUGUACUCGUCCCUGGCCGGCAUCCUGGAGGGGAACCCUUUCUCAGAGAGCAGUCAGCUCAGGGUACCCGAAGGACUCAGCAGCAUCCUGGAGGUUUUGAAGGAGGCCUUGAAUCUCCUGACAGUUUUCCAAGUCCAUCCAGACAUCUCCUUACAGCUGUGUGCUUACCUGUUCUUCUUCAUCAACGCCUCGCUGUUCAACACACUCAUGGAGAGAGGUUCUGUUUCUGGGUUCUACCAAUGGUCCCGGGGGGUUCAAAUCCGGGCCAACCUGGACCUCCUGAUGGACUGGAUCCAAAGCGUUGGGCUUGGAGAACUGGCCUCCGAGUUUUUCCUGAAGCUUUCAGCUGCUGUCAACCUGCUGGCCACACCCAGAGAAACCCUCCUACAGGCAUCCUGGUCGUCCCUCAGGUCUGAGUUUUCUGCCCUGAACACGGCUCAGCUGCACUACAUGCUGAAGGAGUACAGCUCGGGUAAAUCCUGCCCUCCCGGCUGGACGCCGUCAACGGGAGAUGUGAAGGACGCUGUGAGGACAGCCGACAUCCUGCAGAGCUUUGACAGUCACCCCCCCCUCGUCCUGCCGGCUUCCUCCUUCCACCUAGAGCUUGGGAAACCCCUCGCAGACCCCGCUCUCUUCACACAGCUCACUCAUCUGCAGGAGUUCAUCCACCGUCUCCCACACCCUGAAACCAGACCUGAACCUGGACCUGAGUCCGUACCUGAGCACUGCAUGGAGGACCAGACUCUCAGCAGGACCUCAGACAGCCCGUCUACAACCUUGACCCCGCUUACAUCCCUCCAGGAUCUGACCCAUCAAGUGGACUCUGACCCAGUGACCUGCUCCUCCCCCAAACCGGACCGGAAAAUCCCCUCAGAGCCGGCUCAGACACGAGGGUCUCAUGGGGACUUGAGUAGCUGUGAGGCAGUUCUGACUCAGAAGCUGAAAAGUCUGGAGCUACAGAACUCGCUGCCAGGACAGGCAGACCUGGUGUACCACAAGAGCCUGGCUCUGGACCCAUCCUGCUUGCUGACCCCUCCUAACACCCCUCAGGGCCUAGAGCUGUCUGAGCUGGAGGCCAACCUGCAGGAGGGGGCACGUCAGCUGAGGAGAGCAGGUGGACUUGCAGAGAGACAGACAGAGAACAAAGAAGAAGAAGAUGAAGUUGAAGAGGAAGAAGAAGAAGACGAGAAUGAGGAAGUGUUCACGGUGGAGCUACAGAGAGGACCUCACGGCCUCGGACUCGCCCUCGUAGAUGGAAUGAAGACUCCUCUAAGAAUGAGUGGUAUCUACGUGAAGUCUGUUGUUCCCGACUCUCCAGCAGCUCAGUGUCACAAACUGAGAACAGGAGACCGAGUCCUUGCUGUCAAUGGCAUCAGCUUGGUCGGCAUGGAGUACAACUUAGGCAGAGAGCUGAUCCGGUCCUCAGGAGACUCUCUGCGGCUUCUGAUGGCAAAGAUUGACUCAAAGACCAGCAACAAGGGCUCGGCUAUGACUAAACGCUGAAACACAGCCUGCUGAGAACCAUCACAGAGCUACAGGGUCAUCUUUAACGCAGAAUCAGAGUCAGGAUUUUUCUGCCAUACCAAAGAAACACUCCUGUGUCUAACUUCUGAAAUUCUGUCUUUUUAGCUUUGAGACAAUCAGCUUCUACAGGAGCGACUCACUGUGUUUACUGUCACAGGCAGGGUGUAAAAACAGGGUUUCUUUUUUUGCUGUCCAGCUUCUGUCAGCCUGUAAACAAACUGUACCACGAGGGAGGGAGAGUGGAGAAGAAAGUAUCCGUCUGUGGUGUUACUGAAACAUCUAUUUAAACGUCUAAGUCUACAUUUUUCUGUCUGAAAUAAACUCUAAGCUGCUUCUGGAUCAACUUGGGAUUCAUUUGUGGCAUUAACUGGAAAUAUUUAAAAAAUAUUUUUAACAUUUUUGCUUUACUGCUGUUUGAAAAACUGUGAAACUCCAUCUGCACACUGCAACUCACCUACAUUUUACUCACGAUAAUGUUCGUGUGGAAUUCUGAUUUCCUUGACACUACUUUGUCGUUUUCCAGAACAAAUAUAUUUGUUACAAUCUGUCAUUUAUUGAACUUUGAAAACGUUGAAAACGAGCAAAAUGUCAACCUACAAGCUAUUUUUGUUUCUUCUUUUUGAGAGGCUGGAUGUGCAAAGAUAUACUUUUAAUUUUGUAUAAGUUGGUUGUUGUCUCUGUGGCCUUAAGAGCCUCACACAGAUCUCUCCUUUUGUAAAAAAAAAAAAUGUCCUCAUCAGGACUGUUCACAAUAAGCAUUAUCCUUAAAAUCCUGUCUCCUCCUGUUCAUCCUAAAACCGAUCUGAGAGCAACUGGUGGUUUAAAUACAGAUAUGUAUGAAUAUGUUAAACACUGUGUUUAAACCACCAGCUGCAGCCUGUGUGUGUUUUCAGCUCACAUGUUGACAGUGUAAGAAUUAAAGAAACAGUAUUCAUUUUUGUAAUAUUUAUAUUCACAGUAUUUUUGAAAGUAUGGAAUAAAUAUUAUUUUUUCCUCAAGAA
Molecule: messenger RNA, 5489 nt
Organism: Notolabrus celidotus (New Zealand spotty)
Lineage: Eukaryota; Metazoa; Chordata; Actinopteri; Labriformes; Labridae
Gene: radil2a
Product: RA_Radil_like and Myo5p-like_CBD_Rasip1 domain-containing protein
Exons: 16
Coding region: 925-4467 (1180 amino acids)
Biological process (GO): substrate adhesion-dependent cell spreading; signal transduction; neural crest cell migration
Cellular component (GO): microtubule
Molecular function (GO): GTPase binding
Source: RefSeq, a predicted model, not a curated record